Molecule: messenger RNA, 3020 nt
Organism: Drosophila hydei
Lineage: Eukaryota; Metazoa; Arthropoda; Insecta; Diptera; Drosophilidae
Gene: phtf
Product: putative homeodomain transcription factor
Exons: 9
Coding region: 318-2876 (852 amino acids)
Cellular component (GO): endoplasmic reticulum
Source: RefSeq, a predicted model, not a curated record
GUUCGGUCACACUGCACACAUAUCUCAGAAAUUUUGUUGGAGGAAGACGUCGCCGUCGCACUUAAUUCCGUCAAUUAAAAUAUUUUGGCCAUAAAUGCAAGUGCAAAAGACCAACAAACAAACGUUGGUAUGCGUAGUGCAUGCUAAAUUCGUACCAAAAACCUCAAUAGACGAAUAGCUGUUUUCAGUGCGCUUCGAAAAAGAAAGGACAAGGCUUUAACAGUGCAAAGAUAACGCGCGCAUAUAAAAAUCGAUUCGUAUUUCUUCAAUUUCAGCAGGGCGCGUGACAAUUUGGCGGCUUAUAUGUCAAUAUUACUAUGAAAUUGGAUGAAAUUGUCGCAUGGUACCAGAAAAGAAUCGGCACCUAUGAUAAGCAAGAAUGGGAGAAAACUGUCGAACAGCGCAUUUUGGAUGGCUUCAAUAGCAUCAACUUGAAGAAUACCAAACUAAAAACUGAACUCAUCGAUGUAGAUCUAGUGCGAGGCUCGACAUUUCCCAAGGCUAAGCCAAAGCAAACGCUGCUCACCGUCAUUCGUCUGGCCAUACUUCGAUAUCUGUUACUGCCCCUCUACGCACAAUGGUGGGUCAAGCAGACGACACCGAAUGCCUUUGGCUUCAUACUCUGCCUGUACGUCACACAAUUGAUCAAUUGGGCUGUAUACAUUAUGCACAGCAAUCGUCUAGUGCCGCUGGCUUAUGUGCAGGAAACGAAUGGCACGACGACAGCAGGCGCUGCUGUCGAUAAGCAAACGGAGGAGAAUGCCGAUUUGCUUAGUGCACUCCUAAUACCCUGUGCGCUUAGUUUGCUGAUUAGCUUAAUACACUCACAGAUUGUGGCAACGAAUACGGCGCCGGGUGUCAGCAAUAAAAGCAAAUUGCGACGUUUUUCCAUGUCCACAUUGGGCGAGAAACCAAAUGCGCCCAGGGAGCAGCGUUUAAGGCGACGCAAGAAGUUUGUGCGCUUGCGACAAGCCGAAUCCGACGAUUCCCAGUCGAAUAGUAAUCAUGCAUUGAGCACGCGACGUGCCAAAUUGCCGCCCCUUAACACUGAAGCCAGCCCCGACUCUAAGCCCUGCAAUUGCAACACAGUUCCUAGUGAGGAGAUCUUCCCUUCCACAACUGCCAUAACCAUACAUCAUCAUCAUCAAGCAGCUGCAGCGGAUAGCACAACGCUAAACGAUCCGCUCUACAACCUCAGACAGACGGCAAAUUCAGCAUCCGAAAGCCCGCACAAGAAACGCAAUGUCAAUUGGCAUACGCCCAUACAGAUCUAUGCCACAUUUGAACAGAAUGAGCUGCCCUCGUCCAGCAUUGAGCACAACAAAAGCAAUGGCCCAGCUACAAAUGGUGCACGUCUGGAGCCCAAUUAUAGGCCAGCAAAUCGAAGUAUUGGCGAAGACGACGGCUUCGAGAGCCUGAACAACAAAAGCUCCAGCGGCGAGGACAACAACCAUUCGCCCAAUGUCAACAGUGCUCCAAAUGCUGGCAGCACAACAAAUGUCGUCACAGUGCCGCCAACUCAUCUCCGUCUGCGUCUCAAUGUGAGCAGCAGCAACAAUACGACAGCCGAUUCAACUGAUAAAAUCACCCAUGAAUCCACCAGCAGCUGUGCGGAAUCGGACGAAUGUGACGAUGCGGAUAUUAUAUCAAGUCCAGCUUCAGCUGGCACACAGGAGUGCAAUACAUCUGCGACCGAUUGGCUAGGCGUCACAACCAACAGCGAAGAUUGUAGCUAUACAUCCGAAUUGGAUCAAUCCGAUGGCGGCUAUAGUAAGCAUCAGGCAUGCAGCGAUGAAGAGAUGCCAGAACUGGACAUAACGCCAACGACUAUACUUAAUCCGCACAGCAGCCUGGACCGCAUUAGUUGCACCAUCUGGGAUCAACGCGAUGCCAAGAAGGCCCAAAUGUCUGUCUUGGAAAUAGCUUCGUGCAUUAUCGAACGCGUCGAUUCGCUGGGCGUGACCAAUGAUUAUAUUUAUAUAGGCGUCUUUUUCUCGUUUCUGCUGACGUUCAUACCCACAUUUUGCAGGCUAUGCGAGAUCACAAUUGAUGCGGAUAAGGCUAAUGAGAUAAGCUAUUUCUAUAUGCCACAAUUGCUGUGGAAGAAGUCGUCGUCCUCGUUUUUUACACUAUUAGGCUUUGCCUUUGGCGAAGAGCAAUGGGAACGUACAGUGCUGGCGCUGGGCUUUGUGCAACGCCUCUGCCUGACGCUUAUAUUGUUUAUGAUAUUCGCUGUGGCCGAACGCACCUUUAAGCAGCGCUUUUUGUAUGCCAAGUUAUUUUCACAUCUGACUUCCUCGCGACGUGCUCGCAAAUCGAAUCUGCCGCAUUUUCGACUCAACAAAGUGCGCAAUAUUAAGACCUGGCUGAGCGUGCGCUCCUACUUGAAGAAACGCGGUCCGCAGCGUUCGGUUGAUAUUAUUGUAUCGGCCGCAUUUAUAGUCACUUUGCUGCUUUUGGCUUUUCUGAGCGUGGAGUGGCUAAAGGAUUCGGUUAAUUUGCAUACGCAUCUCACGCUGGAGGCGCUCAUUUGGUCCAUUACGAUUGGCAUCUAUUUGCUGCGCUUCAUGACGCUUGGCCAAAAGAUUCAGCAUAAAUAUCGCAGCGUUUCGGUAUUAAUAACUGAACAAAUCAAUUUGUAUUUGCAAAUCGAACAAAAACCUAAGAAGAAGGAGGAAUUAAUGGUCUCAAAUAGUGUGCUAAAGCUGGCCGCCGAUCUGUUAAAGGAGCUCGAAACGCCAUUCAAGAUCUCUGGUCUCAGUGCCAAUCCAUAUCUGUUCACAACCAUCAAGGUGGUCAUCCUAUCUGCUCUCUCGGGCGUGCUAAGCGAGGUGCUGGGCUUUAAAUUGAAGCUACAUAAAAUUAAAAUUAAGUAAGCCAAAACAAAAAAAAAAACGGAAACUAAAUUUAAAUAAAACUAAUAGAAUUAGCGAAUGGAGGUACAGCAAGAAACAGACGGCGGCCGAAACGUAUGUUAUAUUUUUGUAGUACAAUUUUUUGGAAUGCUUUAAAAAAAAAAA